This is a messenger RNA of Cucumis melo (muskmelon), 993 nucleotides long. RefSeq lists its product as uncharacterized. Gene Ontology annotation, molecular function: nucleic acid binding; zinc ion binding. The record is from RefSeq and is a predicted model, not a curated record. Bases 1 to 993 code for a protein of 330 amino acids. The transcript has a single exon. NCBI's taxonomy places the organism in Eukaryota, Viridiplantae, Streptophyta, Magnoliopsida, Cucurbitales, Cucurbitaceae.
AUGUAUGAGAUUGAACGGUUGAAGAAAUUAGGAGCCACAGUGUUUGAGGGCUCCACGGAUCCAACUGACACCGAGGUCUGGUUAAAUAUGCUGGAGAAAUGCUUCGACGUAAUGAGUUGUACUCAGGAGCGAAAAGUUAGAUUAGCCACAUUUCUGUUACAGAAAGAGGCCGAGGGAUGGUGGAAAUCCAUUAUAGCCAGGCGCAAUGAUGCACGUACGUUAGAUUGGCAGACGUUCAGAGGCAUAUUUGAGGAAAAGUAUUAUCCCACCACAUAUUGUGAGGCAAAGAGAGAUGAGUUUCUGAAGCUGAAACAAAGGUCACUUUCGGUGGCCGAGUACGAGAGGAAGUAUAUCGAGCUUUCGCGGUAUGCUGAAAUGAUUGUGGCAUCUGAGAGUGACAGGUGUCGCAGGUUUGAGAGAGGGCUACGUUUUGAGAUACGUACCUCAGUGACCGCUAUUGCCAAGUGGACAAAUUUUUCCCAGCUAGUAGAGACUGCUUUACGUGUGGAGCAGAGUAUUGUAGAGGAAAAGUUGGCAAUGGAGCUUAGUCGAGGAGUUUCAACAACUAGUGGUAUUCGAGGUCGAGAGCAACAGAGGUUCACACCUGGAGUGAAUGUUUCAGGUUGUCAAGACUUCAAGCGUCGAUCGGGUGGCAAACCAUUGAGGCAGAUGAGUUCAGGUAGUGCUUAUCAGAGGCAGAGUCAGAGAGUUUUCAGUCAGUCUGCGAACUCAGUAGCAAGAUCGCGGACGGGUCAGGAGUCUGUUGCUAGUGAAUCCAAGAGAACCCCAUGUGUAAGUUGUGGCAAGAGUCAUCGGGGUCAGUGUCUUAUUGGCACCGGUGUGUGUUACCAGUGUGGACAAAUAGGACAUUUCAAGAGGGAUUGUCCACAGCUGAGAGUAGCAGUUCGGAGGGACCAGGGAGUUGAGUCCCACACAGUUGAGCAGCCGAGAAUCUCAACAGCCACAGGAAAGGGAACUAGUGGUACAAGAUAA